Messenger RNA from Emys orbicularis (European pond turtle), 1479 nucleotides. RefSeq names its product solute carrier family 17 member 5 (gene SLC17A5). Lineage: Eukaryota; Metazoa; Chordata; Testudines; Emydidae. Gene Ontology annotation, cellular component: membrane. Bases 1 to 1479 code for a protein of 492 amino acids. Gene Ontology annotation, biological process: transmembrane transport; monoatomic anion transport. The transcript is spliced from 11 exons. The record is from RefSeq and is a predicted model, not a curated record. Gene Ontology annotation, molecular function: transmembrane transporter activity.
AUGCAGGCCCCGGCGGGCCGCGAGGCUGAGCCCGAAGACGGGGCGGACCGCACCCCGCUGCUGGGCGAGUCCCAGCCCGGCACAGUGCCUACAUGCUGCUCCGCUCGCUACAAUUUAGCAUUACUGGCCUUUUUUGGAUUCUUCCUGUUGUAUGCGUUACGUGUGAAUCUAAGUGUUGCUCUUGUAGACAUGGUAGAACCUAAUACAAGUUUAGCAAAGAAUACAACUUCCAAAGUGUGUCCAGAACAUUCUUCAGCCCUAAACAUACCUCGGAAUACAACGGGGAAAAAGUAUUCUUGGGAUGCGGAUACUCAAGGAUGGAUCCUUGGUUCCUUUUUCUACGGCUACAUCAUUACUCAGAUUCCUGGUGGAUAUUUUGCACGUAAAAUAGGAGGGAAACUGUUGCUGGGGUUUGGCAUCCUGGGUACCGCUGUCUUCACUCUGUUUACCCCCUUAGCAGCAGACUUGGGGGUUGGAUACCUCAUAGCAGUCAGAGCCUUGGAGGGGCUCGGAGAGGGUGUCACCUUUCCUGCUAUGCAUGCCAUGUGGUCGUCUUGGGCUCCACCACUGGAACGCAGCAAGCUCCUUAGCAUUUCGUAUGCAGGUGCACAGUUAGGAACAGUUGUGUCUCUUCCAUUGUCUGGAUUAAUUUGCUACUACGUGAACUGGAUUUAUGUAUUCUACAUAUUUGGUGCACUUGGAGUAUUCUGGUUCCUCUUCUGGAUCUGGUUGGUGAGUGAUACUCCGGAAACUCACAGAAGAAUCUCUCCCAUUGAAAGGGAAUAUAUUCUUUCUUCCCUCAAAGAUCAGCUUUCUACUCAGAAGUCUGUACCAUGGGAACCCAUGCUGAAAUCCCUUCCACUCUGGGCUAUUGUAGUGGCACACUUUUCUUAUAACUGGACUUUCUACACUCUUCUCACACUAUUGCCUACGUACAUGGAGGAGAUCUUGCGGUUUGAUGCACAAGAGAAUGGAUUUUUAUCUGCACUGCCUUAUUUUGGGUGUUGGCUGUGUAUAAUCAUGUCUGGUCAAAUUGCUGAUUACUUAAGGGAAAAACAGAACUUGUCCACUGUCUGCGUGCGCAAAACAUUUACCCUAAUAGGAAUGAUUGGACCUGCAGUAUUUUUAGUAGCAGCUGGAUUCAUAGGCUGUGACUACACAUUGGCUGUUGCAUUCCUAACCAUAUCAACAACACUAGGAGGCUUUUGUACAUCUGGCUUUGGCAUCAACCACCUGGACAUAGCACCGUCGUAUGCUGGGAUCCUGCUCGGAAUCACCAAUUCAUUUGCCACUAUCCCAGGAAUGGUGGGGCCAGUCAUUGCGAAAAGCCUGACUCAUCAUAAUACUGUGGGAGAGUGGCAGACUGUUUUCUAUAUUGCUGCUUCUAUUAACUUAUUUGGAGCAAUUUUCUUUGCAUUAUUUGGCAGUGGAGAAGUGCAGGACUGGGCAGUCAAUGGCCGCCACUUGCAUAGAAACUGA